ACCUUUCAGUCUUUGAUAAAAUGCGUGAGAUUCUUCACAUUCAGGGGGGCCAAUGCGGCAACCAGAUCGGUGCCAAGUUUUGGGAGGUGGUUUGCGCCGAGCACGGUAUCGAUUCCACGGGACGGUACCAAGGAGACAACGAUUUGCAACUGGAGCGCCUGAAUGUUUACUACAAUGAAGCGAGUUGCGGUAGGUUCGUUCCACGCGCCGUCCUCAUGGAUCUGGAGCCCGGCACCAUGGACAGUGUUAGAUCCGGCCCCUACGGGCAGAUUUUCAGGCCCGACAACUUUGUUUUCGGGCAGUCCGGCGCGGGGAAUAACUGGGCCAAGGGUCAUUACACGGAAGGGGCUGAAUUGAUUGACUCAGUGCUUGAUGUGGUGAGGAAAGAAGCUGAGAACUGUGACUGCUUGCAAGGAUUUCAGGUAUGUCACUCGUUGGGAGGUGGAACUGGAUCGGGCAUGGGAACACUUCUGAUUUCCAAGAUCAGAGAGGAAUACCCAGACCGAAUGAUGCUCACUUUCUCUGUUUUCCCAUCCCCUAAGGUGUCUGACACUGUUGUCGAACCUUACAAUGCCACUCUUUCUGUUCACCAACUUGUUGAGAAUGCAGAUGAAUGUAUGGUUUUGGACAAUGAAGCUUUGUAUGAUAUUUGCUUCCGUACUCUCAAACUCACGACUCCAAGCUUUGGAGACUUGAACCACCUAAUUUCUGCCACCAUGAGUGGUGUAACUUGCUGCCUUCGCUUCCCUGGUCAACUCAACUCAGAUCUGCGCAAGCUUGCUGUUAAUCUCAUUCCAUUCCCUCGGCUGCAUUUCUUCAUGGUUGGCUUUGCUCCACUUACAUCUCGAGGGUCCCAGCAGUACAGGGCUCUUACUGUCCCAGAGCUCACUCAACAAAUGUGGGAUGCCAAAAACAUGAUGUGUGCUGCUGAUCCUCGCCAUGGGCGAUACUUAACUGUUUCAGCCAUGUUCCGUGGCAAGAUGAGCACAAAGGAGGUUGAUGAACAGAUGAUUAAUGUACAGAAUAAGAACUCAUCCUACUUUGUGGAGUGGAUCCCCAAUAAUGUGAAGUCUACUGUUUGCGAUAUUCCACCAAUUGGCUUGAAGAUAUCCUCAACAUUCAUUGGAAACUCAACAUCAAUUCAGGAAAUGUUCCGGAGAGUAAGUGAGCAGUUCACAGCUAUGUUCCGCAGGAAGGCUUUCUUGCACUGGUAUACUGGAGAGGGAAUGGACGAGAUGGAGUUUACUGAGGCUGAGAGCAACAUGAAUGAUCUGGUUUCUGAGUACCAACAAUAUCAAGAUGCAACAGCUGAUGAGGAGGGGUAUGAUUAUGAGGAGGAGGAGGAGGAGGAGGAUGAACUCCAGGAACAGUAGUGUGCUUGUGGCUGACUUACAGUUUUCUUUGUUAAUGUUGUGAGUUGAAAUUUUUUACCUGAAUACCUUGUUUGGGUGUUUGGAUUGUGGUUAUGCGUCUAGUCUCCUGGCCUAUGGUUUUUGUUUGCUUAUGGUAAUGGUUUAGAGAGUUUUGUUUAUGAACAUCUUGACUUCAGUAGCUACUGAAUGCAUAUGAAUUUUCGACUUUAAUUCUUUGCAAUGUUUGUAUUGCAUGUUGCUUUUUGUUAAUCUGCCUUAGUUGAGGAGAAUACGUUCUCUCAUUUGUUAUCAAAUUCCCAUUAGUUUUCUGAUGUGAUGUGAGGAGAACAUGCCUUGUCCUUCAGGCUGUAUGCUUUGCUUGUCUGCUUCUGUUUCAUAAUUUCACACUUGCCAGGUUUUGUCUAAACUCUAAAAGCAUGUGUUGCCAAAGUGAUCUGUUCAGUUUUUUAGGCCUUUCCAAACAAGAUAAGAAAACUCUUUGGCACUUGGUUUGCAUAAAAAUUUCACAAUGUUAUGGUAGGAUUCAUUCUACAAAUUAAAGUUUUGCUUAAUAGGAAGUAUGAAAAGAGGUGAGGAUGAAAAUUUUUUAAUCUAAUGGUUAUGAAUUUUAAUUAUUGGAUCAAAAUGUUUUUCAUCAUUCUUACCAAGCAAAGCUUAAGAAUCUAAUUCCAUGAUACGGAAGUAUUCAUGUUAUAUAAAUAUUAGAAACCAUUGUUUAUAGGAACAACUCUUAAUUAUUUGUGAAGUUACCCUAUCCCCAUAUGUUUGGAAUGGAAGUACUUUUUGUUUCUCACAUGAAAUCAGCGCAUAUGGUAUUUACUGAAGUUACAGACUUGGGGACCUCAGAGGUGGAGACUAGAGCCAAGGAAGUGAUGUGCAGUCUGCAGUCUUUGGGAGAUAAUCAGUGAUAGAAACUUUCUUUGGGACUUUGAAAGCCUGCAAAACUCCAGCACCUCUGCCUCGCCAAUAUUCCAUCCUUCUCUUGGAACCAUUCGCAGUUUAUUACCCCAUAGAUAAUUAGCAUU
This is a messenger RNA of Durio zibethinus, 2398 nucleotides long. RefSeq names its product tubulin beta-1 chain. The record is from RefSeq and is a predicted model, not a curated record. NCBI's taxonomy places the organism in Eukaryota, Viridiplantae, Streptophyta, Magnoliopsida, Malvales, Malvaceae. Gene Ontology annotation, molecular function: structural constituent of cytoskeleton; GTP binding; GTPase activity. Gene Ontology annotation, cellular component: microtubule. Gene Ontology annotation, biological process: microtubule-based process.